Messenger RNA from Alternaria hordeiaustralica, 1665 nucleotides. RefSeq lists its product as uncharacterized. NCBI's taxonomy places the organism in Eukaryota, Fungi, Ascomycota, Dothideomycetes, Pleosporales, Pleosporaceae. The transcript has 4 exons. Gene Ontology annotation, biological process: NADPH regeneration. Gene Ontology annotation, molecular function: NAD binding; NADP binding. Gene Ontology annotation, cellular component: mitochondrial inner membrane. Bases 1 to 1665 code for a protein of 554 amino acids. The record is from RefSeq and is a predicted model, not a curated record.
AUGAGCGUAACGAACGCCAUCUCUGGUAUCAUCGGAGUUGGUGGCCUGUACGCUAUGGGUGGCGGCUAUCUGCCCGAGACCAUCCCGCAAACCCUCGGAGCCCUGUCGGUUCUAUUGGCCUUCGUUAACAUCUCGGGUGGUUUCGUUAUAUCCAAGCGUAUGCUUGAUAUGUUCAGACGACCUACUGAUCCCAAAGAGUAUUCCUGGCUUUAUGCAGUACCCGCAGCUCUGUUUGGCGGCGGUUUCAUCGCAGCAGCUUCCACUGGCAUGGCAGGUCUGGUCCAAGCAGGUUACCUUGUCAGUAGUGUUCUCUGCGUGACCUCGUUAUCAGGACUUGCGUCGCAGACAACAGCUCGUCGCGGCAAUUUCUUGGGCAUACUUGGUGUUUUCUCAGGUUUUCUCGCAUCCCUGGCUGCAGUCGGUUUUUCUUCUGAUGUUCUCACCCAGUUCGCCGGUCUCGCUACGGUGGGUACUGUUGCUGGUCUAAUGAUCGGACGGAGGAUCACGCCUACCUCGCUGCCCCAGACGGUCGCGGCACUGCAUUCGGUCGUCGGUCUCGCUGCUGUACUCACGAGUAUCGGUAGCGUCCUGGGUCACUCUGGAGACAUCUCCACCCUUCAUAUGGUUUCAGCCUACCUUGGUGUUCUCAUCGGUGGCGUUACAUUUACCGGAUCGAUUGUCGCUUUUCUCAAGCUAGCUGCGAAGAUGAGUUCGAAACCUCUGGCGCUGCCUGGCCGACAUCUCAUCAACAGCACAUUGCUUGGAGCAAACGUAGCAACCAUGGGCGCCUUCUUGACCUAUGCGCCAGGCGCACCUCUCAUUGGCGCUGCAUGUCUCGUUGGCAAUGCGGCUCUGUCCUUUGUCAAAGGCUACACGACCACUGCUGCAAUUGGCGGAGCAGAUAUGCCAGUUGUUAUCACAGUACUCAACGCAUAUUCCGGGUUCGCAUUAGUAGCCGAGGGAUUCAUGCUGGAUAACCCACUCCUAACAAGUGUUGGUGCCCUCAUCGGGGUAUCCGGCUCAAUUCUCUCAUAUAUCAUGUGCGUUGCCAUGAACCGAAGCCUCACCAACGUCCUCUUCGGCGGCAUAGCCCCCACAGUCCAAUCCCAGACCAAGGUCGAGGGCGAGAUAACCAAGACCACAUCAGAAGAAACAGCUGAAGCUCUCGUCAACGCAGAAAACGUCAUCAUCGUCGUCGGUUAUGGCAUGGCCGUGUCGAAAGCGCAGUACGCACUCGCCGACUUUGUCAAAAGCCUGCGUGCGAAAGGCAUCAACGUGCGCUUUGCCAUUCACCCAGUCGCAGGCCGCAUGCCAGGACAAUGCAACGUGCUCCUCGCCGAAGCAUCCGUCCCCUACGACAUUGUCCUCGAGAUGGAUGAGAUCAAUGACGACUUCCCGGAGACAGAUGUCACACUUGUUAUCGGCGCAAACGACACCGUUAAUCCCAUCGCGCUGGAACCUGGUAGUGCCAUUGCGGGUAUGCCGGUGCUGCAUGCGUGGAAGAGCAAGCAGGUUGUUAUUAUGAAGAGGGGCAUGGCGAGUGGAUACGCGGAUGUGCCCAAUCCGAUGUUCUUCAUGGAGAAUACGAAGAUGUUGUUUGGCGAUGCUAAUGAGAGCUGCAACGCUAUCAAACGUGCACUAGAGGAGAAGAUUAAGGGGCUGUAG